Messenger RNA from Triticum dicoccoides, 2662 nucleotides. RefSeq names its product transcription factor bHLH112-like. Bases 994 to 2322 code for a protein of 442 amino acids. The transcript is spliced from 9 exons. Gene Ontology annotation, biological process: regulation of transcription by RNA polymerase II. Lineage: Eukaryota; Viridiplantae; Streptophyta; Magnoliopsida; Poales; Poaceae. The record is from RefSeq and is a predicted model, not a curated record. Gene Ontology annotation, molecular function: protein dimerization activity; RNA polymerase II cis-regulatory region sequence-specific DNA binding; DNA-binding transcription factor activity, RNA polymerase II-specific. Gene Ontology annotation, cellular component: nucleus.
UGUUACUAUGCCCAGGGAUAAUGGUCGUUCUACAGGAGUCAAAGUUGCUUUUACUCUAAUUUCACAGCUGUGCCUUUUGGGCAUGCGUGCUAGCAAUAAGGUCCGGGAAAAAAUUGAUUGUUGAUCCUGUUCCUACCAUUUCCAGGUCGCAGAUCUCCAAAUUGCAUGUUUUUUCAAAUGUUAGAGCAUGUCCAGAUGCUCCUUCCCUUGGAGUUGGAUUGUCAACAGGUUCGAACUAACUUGAAACCUACCCUGGCACACCAACACCCCUCGUCCACUCUCAGCACAAGAUGGCAGGGUCUUUCUACUUGUGUUGACUGAAGUCUCUCUCCUCUCCACAGUCCAGACUCCACAGUAUACAGCUUCCAAAAACUAUGGUGUCCCUUUAUGCUAUGGUUUAGGUGCCAUGGCAUCAUUUUAAUAAAUAAUAAUCAUGCCACUUUAACCUUUUCAAGGAAAUAUGAGUCCAAAUUAGUGUAACUAUAUUCGUAAUGAGGAUAUAUUACUUGAGUCACUCGACAUUGUGUGCUCAUUUUUCUUGAAAUUAGUUCUCUAAAGUAGAACUGCUUACUGAACAUACAAGUCCACUGUGUGGUGCACGAUGGCACACACAUCCUUUCAGAGGAAUGUGCAAGUGGGAGAAUGAGAGACUCACUGCCUGUAGCAAGUACCUUCCUAUCUGUAACAUAAUGAUUUUCCACCAAAAUGUUCUUGAUAUUGUUCUCCUUCCCACUCAUUAGGAUCUGAAAUUCCCUCCAAGCUUACCAAGUUAUGGGGUUUAAUAAUCAAUUCCAUCUCACUGCAUCCCACAAGUCCCACCAUACUGAUUACUAGAAGUAGAUCACUCGAGGUCAGGUGAACUCGUGCCAAGUAAAAGUAAAAUUGACAACCUCUUAGAAUUUGAAAGGAUCUCAUCAGGCACACGUCGGCAUACACUCUGAAAAGACCACCAUGGGAAGGUGAGAAGAGAAGGGAACUCCAUGCACCUAUAAAAUGACCCUAUCCAUCACAUCUUCUGCAGCCAAAGCAUAUUUCAUGGACGAACAUGCACCUGAGAUUCCAGUUAGUUAUAGCAGCUCCUCCACUUCACCAGCCAGCAGCGUCUGGGAGAGUCACGAGAUCAUACAGAAGCAUGCACCCUUCCCCUUAUGGAGCCCCCACACUGGCACACUCCUUGCCUCUGCGGCCACUGACCCGGCAACCUUCUGCGAGGACCCCUCUUCACCAGCCCGCACACACCUUCCAAGCAGGCAUCUAUGGAACCAGACUGACCUUAGCAUGGGAGCUCAUGGGAGCAGCAACGAGCUUGGCGGGAGCAGUGGCCACGGAAAGGACUUCCUUUCCUUGCUCGAAGCGAGGACGGUGAUGCCAGAAAUGCUCGAUGAUUUCUCCUCGGCGGCAUGCGACUACCUCAAAGGGAUGGACGGCAGCGACUACAACAGCAUCUCCGGAUCAGCUUCCUAUGGUUUUGACAGUGGCGGUCCGUACGCUGGCCCCAGUGCUCUGCCCGUCAGCUGUGAUGGGAUUGCGAGCUCUCCACCAGUGUACCUUGGGAACAGUACCUUUGUGCAAGAGAGCAUGAUGGGUUGCAUGCCAAGCCACAACCACGAGGUAAAAGAUGGUUCCCAGCAGCAGGAGCUUGGAGCUCCCAUGAAUGCAUUCCUGCAGAAAACGCUUCCUACUAGUGUUGCAAUUCAUGGAAGCCCUCUGGGUUAUUCUGGCUCUGGGAGUGAAAGGGUUUUUCAGGAGGGCCGAGUAAUGCAGGUUUCAUUUGGUGCUAGGAUUUCACCAGAUGCAAUCUAUGCUAGUGGUUACAGAUCAAAAACAGAAUUGUCAGAUACCAAUCAGCAUGAGCAACGUACUGUUUCGGCAAGGACUGGUACAGGUCAAAGUGGUGCUGCAGGUGAUCCUAAGAAGAGAAAAUCAGAGGAAAAGUUGGCAGGCAACGGAAAGAGGUCGAAGAAAGAUACUUCAAGUAGAUCACCUCCCAAGGCAGAAGUGCCUGAUAUGAAGUUGGGAGAGAGAGACAAGAUCAUAGCAUUGCAGCAGAUCAUCUCACCGUAUGGGAAGACAGAUAGAGCAUCAGUGUUGUAUGAAACCAUCAAGCACAUCGAAUAUCUACAUGAGCAGAUACAGCUAUUGAGUGAACCCUACAUGAAGAAUAGCACAAACGAGGUGCCCUUUCAAUGGGGAGGUAAAGAGGAGGAUUUGAGAGGCAGAGGGCUUUGCCUGGUCCCUGUUUCGUGCACCCCGCAAGUUCUCCAGGAUAAUAGCCUGCCGGACUGCUGGACGCCGGUGUACAAGAGCUCCCGGUACCAAUGAUCCCAGCGAUCGCAUGUUUCCAUUAUCACCUCUACUUGUCACGCUCAUGAAUUGGUUGGGGUGUUUACGACUUUACGGAUAGUCGGUUAUUUUGCUUGCGUUCUCCUUGUUUUUACUUUACUAUACUAGUUUUGUUUCCGCUGUAUUGUAUGGUGGCCGAUGUGUAGUAUAGAAUAACAAAGUUGGGGGUCUUAGAUCUUUGGCUUUGUGCGAAAACGGUGCCGAUUCAGGCUUAGCACUCGCUAUUAGGAGAACAGUAUAACUAUUUCCGUCUUUUGAAGGUUGAACCGCACUGCUUGUACUCGAUAUUUCCAUGGCAUUUUACCCUUUGAUUUGAUUU